Messenger RNA from Setaria italica (foxtail millet), 4179 nucleotides. RefSeq lists its product as uncharacterized. The record is from RefSeq and is a predicted model, not a curated record. NCBI's taxonomy places the organism in Eukaryota, Viridiplantae, Streptophyta, Magnoliopsida, Poales, Poaceae. Bases 3585 to 3983 code for a protein of 132 amino acids. The transcript is spliced from 6 exons.
UUGAAAUAAUGGAUUAAAAUCAGUGAAAAAUUCAUAUUCAUAUUAUUGAAUCCGGAUUGAGGUCUCAACCAGGAAAUGAAAAGAAAUUUUGAACAUUUUUUUUAGAAAACACGACCACGAACAGCCAUAUCUAUUCUCAUUCUUCUGAAUUUCACACCCAAGUCAUGUUUCUUUCAAACUUUUUUUGCACAAGUAAUCAAAUUAUUUAUCCGUACAUGAUAAUAAUGCAUGUCGUUCUUUCUCGUGGUCCUGAUUUUAUGAAUAAUAAGUUUGGUAAGCAAUUGUUCUGUUACUAUAUGUGUUUCUAAAAUUUCAGAACUAUUCAAUAUGGGUUCCCUUGCCAGUUUGGGAUGGAUAGUGUUUCAGAAAUUAUUGUGCCUGUUAAUGUCAGUACUCGGCUGUUUGAAAUACCAGCUCAAUUACAUUAUGGUAUUAUUUUUUUUUGUAUACAGUUAGCUGGAGGAAGGGCUCAGAAUAAUGGACUAAGAUUCAAAAGGAAUAUAUCAAAGGAGUAUUUUCUUGUUAACAACUAAUAUUCCAUGGAAAGUUGUUAGUGAGACCUUAUAGGUCGUGUCCUCACUGAGCCAGGGCAAGCAAAAGUUGUGCUGGCUUUUCUCCUUUGCUUCAGUUUUCCUUAUUCUUGCUUUUGUUUUUCUUGUUUUUCCCUUUUUUUUUCCCUUUUGGCGACUGUUACCUUUUAUUCCUCUUAAUAUAAUGACGGGCGCCCCCCUGCUGUUUUGAGGAAAAAAUGUACGACGUAUGUACCUGCUUAUAGGUCUAAAAUGCCCAUGGUACACUGUCUAGAUGUCUGUAGUAACUUCCCCUGUGUGAUUAGAAUUUGGAAGUCUUUAACUUCCUGUCCAAAAACGGUUUGUAUUUUUGGAAAUGACUUGGUCCAAUUCAACAUGGAAACAGUUGUUAAUCACACCAAAGAAACGUAGAAUGGUGGUUACCUUUAUAUUCACAAUCUUCAGCUAAAUUUCAUUAUGAGUGAUUUUUAUGUUUUCGAUUGUUUUCCCUCAACAUAUGUAUUAUACAUAUCUUUUACAGAAAUCUGAAAGGAAAUUUUGCAUUUCAGUGCAUGCGGAAGGGCAAUUAAGGUUGGUUUCAGGCCCACUAACUGUCCUAGAACUGUUUGAUCUGUUUCUUCUAUCAUUUUUUAUUUGCAAUCUAAUAUUCAGGUGCUAAAUGUUAUUGAUUCUAAUUGAGACAAUACGGAAACAAAAGAAAAGGAUUUUCUGGGAUCAAAGGAACCUAAAGUUGCUGAUCAGAAACUGGAGCUUGAGAUGAACUUUGCUGAAGUUAUCAACGUAAACAUACCAUUCAUCGGAAUAUCUUUAAUAAGCUCUUCUCCCCAGGUGACCUCUCAAUGAGCUUUAGGACCGUUUGGUUCAUGUGACUUAUUUUUAGCACCCGUCACAUCGAAUAUUUAGAUACUAAUUAGGAGCAGUGGGCCGUGGUGUUAGGCCUGGAGCGCGGUGCGGGACCGCGGAAGGAGGCGGGGCGGAGCUGGACCGCGUGCAGUGCUGGGCCAAAAGGGUGGCUGUGGCCCGUUUGAGAAAGAAAAGGAUGUUUCAUUUGUUUGAAUGGAGUUUGAAUUCAAAUUUGAACUAGAUUUCAAAUUUGAAUGGGAUUUGAGGUAUAGGCUUGAAUCAGAAAUAUUUAGAUGGGCUUUGGAGUUGUUAGUUCAAAUAAAAUGCAUAUGUGUGCACAUGAAUCUAUUAAAUGCAUAAAAUUAAAGGAAAGGGCUUUAUGUUUAUAUAUUUGAUAUAAAUUUUAGAAAAAAAUUAAAAUACCCUGUUUUUGGGAGUUUUUAAUUUGGUAGAAAUUUUGGGAUGUCACAAUGACCUUGGCACUUGUGACAAACUACGUCUUGGCUAUGGGAAGAAGAAACAACAGCUGAUGCAACCGACAGGGCUGCUAUACUUGUAGCAGGAUGUCGUUGUUCUUGUUGAAUUGCAGGUGAAGAAGCAGUAGAAAAUCGUUGUCUUUGCAGCAUCAAUGGACGGAGAAGGCCUAGCUGGAGCUUCUUGGGAUCGUCGUCCAACAGGGUGCUGCGUACACCAUGGAGCUGAAACAGAUCGACUCCCAUAAGACUUUCUUGCUGAAUUUUCUGUAAGUGCGCUACCUUAUUAUGUGACGAAAAGGUAUUAUUUUCUCUAGAAGUUACUCUCUCCAUUUUUAAACAUAGGAUAUAUUAGUUUUGCUCUAGGUUAAAAAUUUUAAAUUCUGAACAAUUAUAGGAAAUUAUAUAUGAUAAAAAAAAUCAUUUUACUAUCCUAGACGACCUACUUUGUUCUUGAAUACCGUCUAAAUCACCACUCGAGGUGGUUUUGAGUGUGGUUUUGCUGGCACGGAAGAUGUGAUGGACCUGACUCUACAUUUCAGGCCCCAUCUCUCCUUUUUAUUCUUUCUUCUGUGCGAUGCCCUUGACAGCCAACAGCAGCCUGCAAUUGAGAGGCUACGAACGGAAAGGGCGAGGAAGCUAGCUGUUGAUUCCAUCCCCGGUAGUUGCUGCAUGUCAGCCUCCCUGGAGCGUGGAUUUCUAAUCACUAGCCUGCUCAACGCCAUAUUUUAUAGCAAGUAAACAUCGAAGCAACAACACCUACCUGGCUACCUCGCACCAAUGGAGAAAAAAGACCGUCAGCGUGGCAACACCCUGCUUCAAUGGAGAACCUUUGUGGGCUUAUCUAUUUACUAUUUUAAUAGUCGAACUUGUCUUGCCUAAUUUUUUAGCAAAAGAGUAAGUGACUUGCCUUUGUGGUCAUCGAAAUUGCUGGUGGAAACAACCGGGCUCCUCAUUGCAAUGAAAAAAGAGUGAGGGAAAACGUACAAAACCAGGUCAUUAUAUUGAUCUUACGAAUUGGACUAGCGCCCCACUCGGUCGAUAGGGUUGCGCUGUGAUCAUGGUUGACUAAAGCGCAGGGCACCUUGCACAGAUGAAAAGAGUGGUAAGCUGUACUCCUACCUCCCUUGUUUUAUCUGAUCUGACUCCUCCUGCGGACCGGGCCACGUGAAUUUUGUGAGCCAAGCACGCUUUCUUCACGUCACACAAUCAGAAAUGCACGCAAGUGAAUCAAGAUGUCCUGCCAAUGCAGGAACAACAGAUCAUAUCGUCGAUCGAGCGGAUAAGAUCGCAUCGCAUAUGUGUACUUGGCCCAAAACAAAUAACCUGCACACCCAAGGGGCCGGGUGCUUUUUUUUUGCAUGUACAUUAAUGGUCUUUAGAGAAAAUAUGUGCAGGUGCUAAGCAAUCAAUCUUAUAAAUGAAUCACUGUAGUCUGUCCAAUACAGCGAUGGUCAUUUUACAUGACAAGCUUCCAUGGUUAAGAUUUAAGAACCAGGAUAGGCCGUCUAAUUCCCCUUGGCACCGUUCCUCUGGGAGAAAAAAGAAAUCCCUACACUUCAUGCUAAUUAAUUAAUUAUUAUAUCCAUAUAUUAAGGCAUCUGCUUAAGAUCUCACUCGGUCAAUCCUCUCAAACUCUGGCCAAAUACACGGGCAAUUCGUACGGGCACAUGGGACCGGAGUUUCAAUAGUAAAAGUCGAGAGGACCCGCACGUCGGGCAGCCGGCGUGGUCUAUAUAUGCGUACACAGAGACUAGACGAUGCAGGAAACUAUCCAUCCGGCACCUUUCGCAUUCACGGACCAGGCAAACCUCGGCCGGAUCAAGAGUUUCCAGCGCCGCAGCUGCUAUUUAUCUCCAUUCAGUUAAGCAGCGACAUGGAGAGAGAGAAGAGCAAGGGCAAGGAGGCUGAGGACAAAAGCAAGGGUAAACUGGAGUCUGAUGAAAAAGUCAAGGACAAGGAUCAAGCUAAGGGAAACAAAAUGAAGAAGGCGAAGAAAGGUGCAUUGAAAUCAGCUGAAGAGGGAGCUCCGCCGGUGACUCUGAACAUAGAUGACAUAAAUCAAGACUUGGACUCGGACGAGUACAGCUCUGUGGACAGUGAUAUCCCACCUGUUUAUCCGAUCCAGAACCCAUGAGAAUUAGUUCAUUUUAGUUAAUAUCUAUGGUAGCUUAUGUCUGCAUCAUGUGUUUGGUAUGUGAUGCUUGAUGUGGAGUUACGGCUUAUAUAUGAUUAGUUGUUUGUACCGUAAUGUAUGCCUUUGUUCCUCGUGUUUUCAAUUCAGCCAUUGUAACCGUUAGUAUGCAACAUGAAUAUGCCUAAAUUCCAGCAAA